AUGUCUACGUUGUCCCCGGUUCUCCUGGUCCUCGGUGCAGGACCCAACGUGGGCGCAGCCGUGGCUAAAGCCUUUGCUGCCAAAGGCUACAAGGUCGCUCUCGCCUCUCGGAAGGCGAAGGAAGAAGAAAGCAGUCAGGACGAGCUUUACAUUUCCUGCGACCUAUCGGACCCCACCUCGAUCUCUGCCGUUUUCACAAAGGUGAAGGAAACACUAGGUGUGCCGAGCGUUGUGGUAUACAAUGCUGCUGCUGCUUCCCGGGCUGAUCUCCAGGACCCUCUUUCCAUGCCCUUGGCCGAGUUCAAUCAGGAAUUGAGCAUCAACACGACGAGCGUCUUUGCCGCUGCCCAGCAGGCCGCAAAGGGCUUUGCAGAGCUUCCGGCUGAGGCUUCGAAAACCUUUAUUUUCACAGGCAAUAUUUUGAACACGAAGGUCUUUCCACCGUUGUUGAGUUUGGGCGUCGGAAAGGCGGCUACCGCGCAUCUUAUUGAAUAUCUUGCCGGGGCUUACCCUUUUAACGGCUAUAAGUUUUAUUAUGCUGAUCAACGGAAGAUUGAUGGCUCGCCUAUAUACGUCGGGAUCGAUGGAGAGGCCCAUGGGGAGUUCUAUGUUGGCCUUGCGGAGCUGAAGUCACAGGGACACUGGCACCAGACAUUUGUUAAAGAUGUUGGAUAUCACCGCUUCUAA
Molecule: messenger RNA, 687 nt
Organism: Penicillium verhagenii
Lineage: Eukaryota; Fungi; Ascomycota; Eurotiomycetes; Eurotiales; Aspergillaceae
Exons: 3
Coding region: 1-687 (228 amino acids)
Source: RefSeq, a predicted model, not a curated record